This is a messenger RNA of Styela clava, 978 nucleotides long. NCBI's taxonomy places the organism in Eukaryota, Metazoa, Chordata, Ascidiacea, Stolidobranchia, Styelidae. The record is from RefSeq and is a predicted model, not a curated record.
AUUUGAUAAAAAAUGGAUCGCACUGAGCAAGCGUGGGGCAGAGUCAACUAUGUUAUUUACGCCGAUUCACCAGAAGAAAUAAAUAAGAGAUACUCAAAAUGGGCGGAUACAUAUGACGUGGAUAAGAUUGUACUCUGUUCUGUGGCUAAUGGUGAACUUGCAAAGAAUUCGUUGAAGCAUAUAAAAAACGACGAAUCUGCCCUAUUGUUGGAUUUAGCUGCAGGUACUGGUUUGGUAGCCAAAGCAUUUCUGUCGCAAGGGUACAAGGGUAUCAUGGAUGCAAUGGACUGGAAUGAGGAAAUGUUGGAAAAGGCCAAGCAAAAAGGUUUAUACAGGAAUCAUAUUUGCUGGCAAAUUACAUCAGAAGUACAGCUUCCAGUUGGUGUAGGAUCAUACGACACUGUUACCUGUGGCGGAGCGCUGGCAUCAAAACAAUUGGAAGCAAGAUGUAUUCCUGUAAAGUUCCUAAUAAAAUAUGGCCCGUUGCCUAAAACCCGGUGGAAUAAUUGUAUUUAACACCAGAAAAACAGAAGCAAACAAAGAAUUCGUUCUAAAACUGAAUAGCGUGAUGGAUGAACUGGUACAAUCCGGGCAGUUGAUCAAGAUAGAAGUUAAGGAAAUUCCUUAUUGUCAAUCUGAGAGCAAAAGUACUGGUGAUGUCAUGAAAGCAUUGCUGUACAUAUACAAAAAAAUAUAACUUCUAAUUGCUGAUUAUUUAAUAGAAAUAUCAUAUUUUUUUCGGUAGUAGUUGGGAAUAUAAUAUAUAUAUAGGAUUAUAACAUACCUGAUGAAAUUGUUAUGAAGAUACAUAUACAGAAAAUUAUACUAGCUAAUUACUCAUUAUUGAAUAGAAACCUAAUUUGUUUUUAUAUUACUUAAGAAUAUAACUUCUCUGGAUGAAUGCAAUUAUCGUGUUUACAUUAAUAUGCCAUAUUUAUUCAAGCUCUUCGUUGAAUGUAAUAAAAAAAUACAUGAUCA